CGUAUAAUCUAGUGGACGGAACGCUUCUUCAACAACUGCAGCCACCUCCGUAGCUCGCUAGACAACAAAGUCGGAACAAUCACGUUCUUUAGGACAAUUUAGUUGUUUAUUUGCCACUAUGAUUUAAACAUACUUAUGUGGAAACAAGUAGCUACCCCAUUUAAUUUAAUAUUUACGUUAUAAGUCAACUAGCUGGCUGGUUAAGUUAGCACUAAUCUAGUCGCUAAUGCUAACUAGCUAUUAUCUCCGACCAUGAGUUCACUAAGCUACUCUCCUCCUGCUGAAGAAGAGGUGGUCUGCUGGACGGAGAAGGAAGCUCUCGUCAAAGAGGAGGCGGAAGAGAGAGAUGUUACAAUACAAAAACAAGUAGAGGGUGAGUCUGUUACCGUGAAAGAAGAGGAAGACGCCUUCAGAGUGAAAGAGGAGGAGGAUGUUACUGUAAAAGAAAAGGAGGAAGAUGCAGUUUUUAGAGUGGAGGGUGAAGUGAAAGAAGAUGAAGACGUUUUAUUAAUGAAGGCUGAAGAGGGGGAGAUUACUGUCACAUUAGAGGAGGACGAAGAAGAGAAGACUGGAGAACUGAUUAACACCAGUAAAUACAGAGAGAGACGGGACAAUCGUGGAUCCUUUGUGGAGCCUCAACAUGAUGCUGACGAGGCAGAGAAAAGUCUCUCCGCAUCAGAACAACUCAAGAAACACCAGCAGAGACCCACCGGGAAGAAAUCUCACUGCUUCUCUGACUGUGGGAAAAUAUUAAACUCUUCAGUAAAACUUAAAAUACAUAAAAUAAUUCACACUGGAGAGAAACCAUUUGGCUGUACUCAAUGUGGGAAGAGUUUUUUUCGGCUACAAACCCUGAAAUCACACCAGAGAAUACACACUGGGGAGAAACCUUAUAGCUGUGAUCAAUGUGGGAAGAGUUUUACUCAGCUAAACAGCCUGAUUGUACACCAGCGGACACACACAGGAGAAAAAUCUUAUAGCUGUAGUCAGUGUGGUAAGAGUUUUUCUACAUCUAGCUAUCUAACUAUACACCAGAGAACACACACAGGAGAGAAACCAUAUAGCUGUAAUCAAUGUAGGAAGAGUUUUACUCAGCUAAACAGCCUGAUAGUACACAAGCGGACACACACAGGAGAGAAACCUUAUAGCUGUGAUCAAUGUGGAAAGAGUUUCGGUACAUCUGGCUGCCUGAAUACACACCAGAGAACACACACAGGAGAGAAACCUUAUACAUGUGAUCAAUGUGGGAAGAGUUUUGGUACAUCUGGCUCCCUGAAUACACACCAGAGAACACACACAGGAGAGAAAUCGUAUAGCUGUAUUCAGUGUGGGAAGAGUUUUACUCAGCUAAACAGCCUGAUAGUACACCAGCGGACACACACAGGAGAGAAACCUUAUAGCUGUGAACAAUGUGGGAAGGGUUUUACUACAUCUAGCCAGCUGACUUUACACCAGAGAAUACAUACAGGAGAGAAACCUUAUAGCUGUGAUCAAUGUGGGAAGAGUUUUACUACAUCUAGCCAGCUAACUAUACACCAGAGAACACACACAGGACAUACUCUUUAUAGCUGUACUCAAUGUGGGAAGAGUUUUUCUACAUCUAGUUAUCUAACUAUACACCAGAGAACACACACAGGAGAGAAACCAUUUAGCUGUAAUCAAUGUGGGAGGAAUUUUACUUGGCUCAACAGCCUGGUAUCACACCAGAGAACACACACAGGCGAAAAACCUCAUAGCUGUAAUCAAUGUGGGAAGAGAUACUCUGAUAAGAGAUCUCUGACUAAACAUCAGAAAAUACAUGUUGUUGUUUCAUGAUGUCAAUUAAAUGAUGUCACAAUGUAGAAUGUUUUAACAUUGUAGGAGCAGUAUUUUAAUGAAUGUCAGAAUAUAGAACCGUUAACAUUUGCCCCCUGGGUUCAAUGAUUUUAGACUCCGGGGAAAAAUUCAAGCUCUGAAUUGAAAGAUAACUAAAUAUGAGAUUUGACAAAAAGUGACUAACAAAGAAAGAGUUGUGUUACACUUACCACGUUGGUGACCCACUUGAAUCAAAAUGCAACACUUCAAAAUGUAGCGAGCUGUUUUCUACUAUUUGUCCUCUAACCAGGGAUGUACACAAUACUUCCAGAUUCCGUGUGAGUUCUGAGCUGUUAGUUUUAACAGGAUGUGCAGCCUCAUCUCCCUCCUGUCAAACAAUUGAUUUUAACAUGAUAUUGAUGAGUGAUGACAUAAGUGUUGUGUUCCUUUGUUUAGCGACCCCUAAAUUUAAAUGCAUCACUCCAAAAUGUAGCUGACUGUCUUCUGCAAGUUGUCCUCUAAUCAGUGAGGUAAAAUAUAUCUCCCAUUUCCAUAUGUUUAUUUUAGCUGUGUUAGUUUCAACAUCAUGUACAACCUGAUUUCCCCCCCCCCCCCCCCCAAUCGAUAUCAGUGAUUUAUUGCUACUUGUCAAAACAACAGCGUUUUUGGUGCUUGUGCAGUUUAUAAGGAGCUUGUUUAACAAUAUUUAAUUAUAAGCUGAUUGUUUAAAAAAAAUACAAGUAAUGUAUUAUUGCAGAUGUUUGUGUAUAUAGCACAUUUUAUGUCUAGGAUUUCAAUUAAUAACAAACUUUUUCUGCAUGUUAUUGAUUGGACACGUUAAAACUGUGACAUUGGGGAUAUCCUACCCAGCAAAAUGUCACUGAAAUUAAGACUAUGCCCAAUAUAAGUUUGGUUUUGGUUGAAAGUUGAAAAUAAAUGUUUUUUAUUUCAACAUACUUGCAGCCUAUACACAUGGACGCAGUAUAAUAAAUUGGUCUAUAAUCAAUUUUAUUAACAAUCCUAAUAAAUUGAGUCAUAAAUGUAGGAUAUAUUUGUUGUCCUAAGGGGAAGGUGUUACAGGCUUUGGUUUUUCCAUUUAUGUU
Messenger RNA from Oncorhynchus mykiss (rainbow trout), 2897 nucleotides. RefSeq lists its product as uncharacterized. Gene Ontology annotation, biological process: regulation of transcription by RNA polymerase II. NCBI's taxonomy places the organism in Eukaryota, Metazoa, Chordata, Actinopteri, Salmoniformes, Salmonidae. The record is from RefSeq and is a predicted model, not a curated record. Gene Ontology annotation, molecular function: RNA polymerase II cis-regulatory region sequence-specific DNA binding; DNA-binding transcription factor activity, RNA polymerase II-specific.